This is a messenger RNA of Colius striatus (speckled mousebird), 1643 nucleotides long. RefSeq names its product solute carrier family 30 member 7 (gene SLC30A7). Bases 73 to 1209 code for a protein of 378 amino acids. Lineage: Eukaryota; Metazoa; Chordata; Aves; Coliiformes; Coliidae. The transcript is spliced from 11 exons. The record is from RefSeq and is a predicted model, not a curated record. Gene Ontology annotation, molecular function: zinc ion transmembrane transporter activity. Gene Ontology annotation, cellular component: membrane; Golgi apparatus. Gene Ontology annotation, biological process: intracellular zinc ion homeostasis; transmembrane transport; zinc ion transport.
GGGCAGCGCGCCCGCCUCGCCCCGCCUGCCCUGCGCUGCCGGCCCGGCACGCCGCGGCGCCGCGCUCGGAAGAUGCUGCCUCUCUCCAUCAAGGACGAUGAGUACAAGCCGCCCAAGCUCAACCUGCUCAGGAAGGUGUCGGGCUGGUUCAGGUCCAUCCUGGCUGACAAGACCUCCCGCAACCUCUUCUUCUUCCUCUGCCUCAAUCUCUCCUUCGCCUUCGUGGAGCUGCUCUACGGCAUCUGGAGUAACAGUUUAGGUCUAAUAUCAGAUUCUUUUCAUAUGUUUUUUGACUGUACCGCUCUACUGGCUGGGUUAGCAGCUUCAGUCAUUUCAAAAUGGAGGUCAAAUGAUGCUUUUUCUUAUGGGUAUGUUCGAGCAGAGGUACUCGCUGGUUUUGUGAACGGUUUGUUCCUCAUCUUUACAGCAUUCUUCAUUUUCUCCGAAGGUGUUGAGAGAGCACUUGAGCCUCCUGACGUGCAUCAUGAGAGGCUUCUUCCUGUUUCUAUACUAGGAUUCAUUGUAAACCUCAUAGGAAUAUUUGUGUUUCAGCACGGAGGCCACGGGCAUUCGCACGGCUCUGGGCAUGGACACAGCCAUUCUCCAUUUAAUGGUGGGCUCAGCCACAGUCACGGAGGUCAUGGCCACAGCCAUGAGCAUAAGCAUGGUCAUGGACACACUCACGACCACGGCCAUGGCCACGGACACUCUCACGGCCAGAAUUAUUGUCAUGAUGAUCAUUCUCUGGAAGGGAUGACUGGAUCCAGCAAACAGAUUUUACAAGGUGUAUUUCUACACAUUGUUGCAGACACGCUGGGAAGUAUUGGUGUCAUCAUAUCUGCUAUAUUGAUGCAGAACUAUGGUCUAAUGAUAGCAGAUCCUAUUUGUUCAAUGCUGAUAGCACUGCUGAUAGGUGUAAGCAUUGUUCCACUUUUAAAAGAAUCCAUUGGAAUUCUGAUGCAGCGAACUCCUCCUUCCCUGGAAAAUGCCCUGCCCCAGUGCUAUCAGAGGGUGCAGCAGUUGCAAGGAGUUUACAGUUUACACGAUCCACAUUUCUGGACCCUCUGUACUGAUGUUUACAUAGGGACUUUGAAAUUAUUAGUAGCUCCUGAUGCUGAUGGAAGGUGGAUUCUAAGCCAGACUCACAAUAUCUUUACUCAGGCGGGAGUAAGACAGCUUUACAUACAGAUUGAUGUCGCAGCAAUGUAGUGACUUACUGACAUUGUGCUGUUGGACCAAAGUUUUCUGUACUGUAAUGGUAUAGCAACAUUCUUCUUAAGACAGAGCCUGCCUCCACCACUGUUCUGGAAUUGACUGAAUAUACUUCUGCCCUUGGGCUACGGAUGGAGUUCACUUCUAAGGAGUAAAUACUGAAUGAAUGUUACGACUUUGGGUCUUGUCUUUUGGUGGCCCCUAAACUUGUGAGUUUUGGAGGGUUUUUUUACUUACUAAGGUUGUGGUACUGGAAACCCUGUCAUGUCUUCAGUAAAGCUGCUGAAACCACUGCUCGCUCCCAUAAAACCAGUGUUAUCGACAAUUGGAACCUUGUUUUGUAGUUAAUGUCACGGUGGCUGACAUGCUUCGAGAUAACUGUAUGUUUGUACAAUUGUUUGUACUUUGCAAACUUAACGAACCAAACCAUA